Messenger RNA from Epinephelus fuscoguttatus (brown-marbled grouper), 4825 nucleotides. RefSeq names its product E3 ubiquitin-protein ligase TRIM21-like. The record is from RefSeq and is a predicted model, not a curated record. Gene Ontology annotation, molecular function: zinc ion binding; protein binding. The transcript has 2 exons. Lineage: Eukaryota; Metazoa; Chordata; Actinopteri; Perciformes; Serranidae. The coding region runs from base 132 to 1778 and encodes 548 amino acids.
GAAACUCAGUGUUGGUCAGUGUGACAGCAGAGCUGCAGCCCAGACGAGUCUGUGUGUUUCUGUCUGAAGAAACAUUAAAGUGAGUUCACCAGGUGUUUCCUCAACAACUGACUCAAAUACUGUGUGUAGAUAUGGCCGCUGUCAGCUGUCUACUGUCUGAAGAUCAGUUUCGGUGCUCCAUCUGUCUGGAUGUGUUCACUGAUCCUGUCAGCACACCAUGUGGACACAACUUCUGCAAAAACUGCAUCACUGCACACUGGAAUACUAACUACAAGUCCCAGUGUCCCCUGUGCAAAGAGCUGUUUGCAAAAAAACCUCAUCUGAAGGUCAACACUUUGUUCUCUGGGAUGGUCGCUCAGUUCAGACAGUCAACUCAACAGAAAGCCAGCAGCAGCAGCUCAAAGCAACAAGUGUCCAAACCAGGAAACGUUUCCUGUGACAUCUGCACUGGAACCAAACUGAAGGCCCUGAAGUCCUGCCUGGUGUGUCUGGUCUCCUACUGUGAGACUCACCUGGAGCCUCAUCUGACAGUGUCAGGCCUGAAAAGACAUCAGCUGAUCGACCCUGUGGAGAACCUGGAAGUCAGGAUGUGUACGAAGCACAAUAAACCCCUGGAGCUGUUCUGUAAGACCGACCAGAUGUGUGUCUGCACACACUGUCCGGCAUUAGAUCACAAGACACAUGAGUUUGUCCCUCUGAAAGAUGAAUAUGAAGAAAAGAAGAUCGAGCUGGGAAAGACAGAGGCUGAAAUUCAGCAGAUGAUCCAGAAGAGACGACUGAAGAUUCAAGAGAUCAAACAGUCGCUGAAGCGUGGUAAGGAAAAUGCGCAUAUGGAGGUAGCAGAAGGUGUUCAAGUCUUCACUGAUCUGAAGAAGACUGUUGAGAGAGGCCUGAAUGAGCUCAUCAAAACGAUAGAAGAGAAGCAGAAAAUGACACAGAAACAGGCCGAAGGCUUCAUCAAAGAGCUGGAACAGGAAAUCUCUGAGCUGACAAAGAGAAGGACUGAGGUGGAGCAGGUCUCACACUCUGAAGACCACCUUUAUCUUCUCCAAAGCUUCCCAUUCCUAAUAGCUGCUCCACCUACCAAAGACUGGACAGGGGUCAGUGUCCCACCACCAUCAUAUGAGGGGACUGUGGUGAGAGCUUUGGUUCAGCUGGAGGAGACACUCAGUGAACAGAUGAAGAAGCUGCUCGCUGAGGCUGAGCUGAAGAGGGUCCAGCAGUAUGCAGUGGAAGUGACUCUUGAUCCUGAUACAGCACACCCUGAACUCGUCCUGUCUCGUGAUGGAAAACAAGUGAAACACGGUGAUGUGAAGAAAAAUCUCCCAGACUACCCGAAAAGAUUUUCUCAUUAUAAUUUUGUUUUAGGAAGGCAGAGUUUCUCUUCAGGCAGAUUUUACUUUCAGGUUCAAGUUAAAGGAAAGCCUAAAUGGAAUUUAGGAGUGGCCAGAGAGUCGAUCUACAGGAAGGGACUGAUCAAAAUGACGCCUGAGGAAGGUUAUUGGACGAUAUGGUUGAGAAAUGGAAAUGAGUACAAGGCUUUUGCCAACCCUUCAGUCCGUCUCUCUCUGAAGUCUCGGCCUCAGAAGGUGGGGAUGUUUGUGGAUUAUGAGGAGGGUCUGGUCUCCUUUUAUGACGUAGAUACUGCAGCUCUUAUCUACUCCUUUACUGGCUGCUCCUUCACUGAGAAACUCUUCCCAUUCUUCAGUCCCUGUACCAAUGAUAGUGGCAAUAACGCCACCCCUCUGACCAUCUCUCCUGUCAAUCAAACCACCUGAUCUUUUCUGUAUGAUCAGCAUGAUCUAUUAUACAAAUGUUGUGUGGAUGAUGUGGAUGUUACUUGGCUGUGGGUAUAAUUCUUGUAAUAUCUAUAGUUUACAAGUGGGACCAAGUCAUUGUUUUACAAGUCACAAGUAAGUCUCAUGUCUUGGCAAUCAAGUCCCAAGUCAAGACUGAAGAGUUAACAAGUCUAGACUGACAAGUCCCACAUCAAGUCCUGAGUCCCCAACCUUGAGUUUCAAGUUCUUACGAAGUCAUAAUGUGCUUUUCACUAAAUGGAAUGCCAUUUUAACAACUGAGUAAGGGGCCGUACACAUGCCGUGUAUUUUGCACCCUCAAAUUCAUUGCUUUAAUGUAGACAUGAAGCAGGCGUGUUCAAACAUCAGAGCAACGCUGAUGCAGCACGUACGUGUGUCUAAGCGUCUAUUUUUCAGGGCACUAUGGCUGCACCUUGAGAUAGUUCAACUUUUGGAAGAGCGCACCGCAUGUCAUGUGACGAGAAAUAAUCAAUCACAGCCAACAGAUAUCUUUCCCUUCUUCCUUAAAUAUCAGUCUGUGAUAAAUGUGGAGAAGUUGAUCAUUUUACUGUAGAGCUACCCAGAGCUUUACAUCGGUCCCACAGACAACAGGCUAACACAUUUAUAAGCAGCGCCUGGACACCUGGAAGAAGAUCAGCUCUGCACUCACGAUUUCAGGUGAAUAAGCUGUGAUAACGGUGCUUGUUAAGGUUGCUUAGCAACCCCAGAUGCAACCUGCUGCCGCACUCUUGAAAACUGGCACAGAAAAGGCACAAAAGUAGCACCCAGUGCCUGACCUCGCGGUUUCCAGGUGGUUAAAGAUGCGGCAUGUGUAUGGCCCCUAAGGACUCAUUUAUGCUCAACAUUAGUUACCAGGAGAAAGAUGGACGAACUUUUGUACAUACUCUACGUUCAUUUCGUUCAUAUUCGUGCACGUUUUCUGAAAGCUUACAGAUACAUACGAAACAGAGAAGAACCAGUAGAGGCAGUGUGGCAUAGUUCAAGAUACAACCAUAAGAGUCGACUUAGAAAUUUAAGUAAUGGCAGAACGGAACAAAUCGUUAAUAAAGUGAAAAGAAUUCUCCAUCCACAUGUUGGUGUAUAUAUAAUGGCCGCACAGACCACCGUCAUCCAACAUGGCCUCUGUUUAAAGGUACAAUAUUACGAAUUCUUCCAUUGUCGCCUCGUUAUAGUUGUGUGAAACAUUUGACUCUGCCCUCUAUUGCCAUCUAUGGGCUGUAUCUAUACCAACAUAAAGGACACAUUAAAGGAUGAGGGUAGUGACAUUUAUGUUUAAAAUGGAUGUCUAUCUUCAUAUGUAAAGGAAGUAUAUAAUGUAACAAAGGCAUUAGCUUGCUACCUAGGAUAGUAUUAGCCUCACAGUCUUUGAGCAGCUUCAAAUACCAAACAAAGUUAGAAGUCUGUUAUUUUAAACCAGCAUGUUUUGCAGACUGUAAUUAAUUUUUUGUUCACUACCGCAAAAUUUUUGCACAAGAACAAAAUUACCGCUGGUAUAAUUUUUUUCCAACCGGUGCCUCGUUCUUAGCUCUUCGUGUUUCUCAUCUUCUACAUGAUUGAAUGCUGUCAGAUCAUUUGGGAAAUCAAGUGUGGACUCUCUGGGAAUGAAUAGUGUUAAUGUCAGUUGAUUGAGGAAAUGAAGGGACAUUAACUCAUUUGUGGCAGAUAAUUUAAAUAAAAAAAUAAUUAAAUCUUUGACCUUGGGGGAAGGUAUCAAGUGUUUUCAAGCCAAAAGGUUCAAGUCCAAGCGAAGUCCUGAGUCAUUGGUGAUGUAGUCAAAGUCGCGUUGCAAGUAUUUUUUGAUUUGGUCAAGUCAAAUCUAAAGUCAUUAAAUUUGUGACUCAAGUCUUAAUAAUAAUAAUGAUAAUAAUAAUAAUAAUAAUAGUCUUUAUUUAUAAAGAGAAACAGAAAAGAUAUAUGAAGUGCUUUAUAUGUCAACAGCUAAAACAGACAAGACAUGAAAACAACUUUUAAAAGAACUGGUACAUAAACUGUGCAAUGUAGCUAACGUAGCUAGCGUGCUACUUUUAGCUGAUCCCUGACAGCUAGAAACAAACGAUCCAUCAUCUGUUUAUGUAAACAAAAAACAUGUUUUCUUGUGGUGUCCUUUCUAAAAUAAGCAGUGGUGAGAGUUUCUAUAUUCUGUUCUGAUCAAGAAGUAAGACAGCGUUAGCUAGCUAGUUAAAAAGUUGUCUGUUACUUCUGCAUUAAAUUAUAUUAUAUGUGGACGUCUCCACAAAUAUUAACCAGGGACAAUAAGACAAAUCCAUGUUUGACAACUGUUAGUUUUUACACUUCCUUAUGAUGAUGAAUUAUUUUUCACCACAUCAGUAAUGCAGUUCAUGUAAACCAAACACACUCUCCUGAAUAUUGAGAUUACAAUUAACUGGAGACAAAACUUUAUUUUCUACUACGGCGUCCCGUUCUGUAUUCCUGUUCUGACAUCCAACAGCACAAGAGACAUUUUAAUUCCGGGUAUGUCGACUGUUUCUCUCCGAUGUCCGCUGUUUUUCUGACACCAGAAUGUGCACUGCUGCAACUGCUGUGAUGUAACUGUGACGUCCUCUCAAAAUUGGUCUGUAAGUUAACAACCAUGUGCCUUCACAACAAAUAAAAAAUAUUUUUAUAGAGAAUGAGCUGCUCGGUGUAAAUUCGUAUGAGGACAAUGCUUAUUUUUAAAAAGACUUGCCUGUAUAAGAUAUGUUUUUUCACCAUUUAUACUGUUUCACUUUUGGACCUUUGACUUUCUAUUUUGUAAUUAUUUUAUUUUUUGAUGUUUUAUGUUAAUCACUUUUGACGGCUGUUUGGCCUGUGUUUGAAUACCAUAAUUACCAGAUAACAGUGGUUAAAAAGGUUUCCUGACAUUUUGGUUUAAAUGUCCAGCUCUCUGUCAGCCUUGUUCCUAAAGACAGAAAAUGUUGAUAUAUAUGACUAAAACAGAUGCUGUAAAGUGAAUGAAAACAUAUUUUUGUGAUUAAUAAAACUGCAGUAAAAUACUGCAGAAGAAGAAA